CUCUAGUUCAAUGAUCAGCGGAGCGACUUCAACGGCAUUGCAAGGGGGUUAAGAACCUUAGCCUAGUUCAAGGAGGCACAAAGCCGCACUCUACACCCUGGUCGCGACUUCAUAUUGAAGCCCGAACCAGUUACGAUACCCACGAAGUUGCUUUAUGCCAAAAUCUUUGGCAUUCCUGCGCCUAUGCGGGGCGGCCCUCAUGCCCCGAACCGAAGGAUUUCCCCUCCCACCAGCACAGCAAGGAUGUCGGGAAAUUUACCCCUCCGGAAGCGGGCCGUCCAACGGGAGCUUCCAUUCCCUUGGCUAGGGUAGGACGCAGCAGCAGCCGAGAUUAGUCUAGACUGGCAGUGCCACUCUGCUUUGUCCUAAAUCAGGCAGUUACAACCUCGAAGGCAAACAUCAGCGACAUAAUUACUCGCGCAGUUGCACAUGACCGGGGAAUUAUCUGUCCGCAAUCCCGCUGCACAAGAUGAUAGAGGCUCACUCGUCUAAUCGACCAUGGACAUAUUCUCGUGGUUGUUCCAGCGGGCCCCUCAUAAAUCUGAAAUAUGCGACAUCUGCCGACCACACUUUACAAACUCAGGGACAUCGACACCCGAGACAUCGAUACCCAAGACAUACGACAAAAUCGAUGCCAGAAUUCUCGACGAAGCGCAGCAGGCCGCUUGUCAUGGCUGUUGGAUCGCCUGUUUCGCCAUCUCACUGAUCCAGUUGACGAUGGAAACAAAACUAGACGCCCGCCAGGUGAAAGAGUUGUCGUUGCGCAUGCAGUCUGACAAGGACGUGCCGGACGGAAUGGGCAAGACGACGAGCAAGUUCUUCAUGGGUGUCUUGCACUUAAAUGGCCACAGGAGCCUCGACAGUGUCGAAAUAUUCAAGGUGUACCAGGCGGCCGAAGAGUCUAAAGUCUGGUUUGAAGGCUUAUUCAACCCGGCGAAGCCUUAUGACUUGCCGACGCCGUUGUACUUGGAAAGGGCCGCUGACCGCCAGCCGAUAUCCGGGAAGACGGGAUCCGAUAAGGCAUUUGAGACAGCCAUGCAGUGGCUUGAAAAUUGCCUUCGCACACACGCCAAGUGCGGAGACGAUAUAGCGCCGCCCCAGCUCCCCACAAGAGUCAUUGACGUCGGGAUGGACGGUCCGGUGAGGCUUGUCGAGCCCGGCUCCAAGAGAGCGCCGUACGUCUGUCUGAGCCAUCGCUGGCCAACACAUACCAAGAUCCUCCGCUGCCUGCAGGAGAACAUCGAGGCUCUCAAGGAGCACAUCCAAAAGGAAGCGCUUUCCCAAAACUUCCAAGAGGCCAUCUCCUUCGUGCGGCGAGUCUCGGCCUGGUACAACCGGAUGCAUCCCGAUCGCGAGCCGCUGCGCUACCUUUGGAUCGACAGCCUGUGUAUCAUACAGGACAGCGAGGAAGACUGGGAAAGGGAAAGUGCCAGGAUGUGCGCCAUCUACGAAAACGCGACACUGACAGUCGCCUCGGCAUCCGGCGGCGAGGGAUGCUUCUCGGAGGCCGAACGUGUCUACCAGGGCUUCAAGGUGACGAACCCUGCACGACCUAACCCAACGCUGUAUCUGCGGAAGGAGCUGCCCCAUUACGAACAGCCGCUGGAACUCUUCACCCGUGGCUGGGUCCUUCAGGAGAGGCUGCUAUCGCGGAGGCUGCUUACCUUCGCACCGCAAGAGCUGAUCUGGGAGUGUCUUGAGGUCGUGGACUGCGAGUGUACGGUUCUUGCGGAGGGGCAGAAGGCGUCCAGUGAGCCUGAUGCUGCUGCCGUCAACGUGUGCGGCCCUGCGGACGAACCCGAGGAAGCACAAUAUGACGUAUUCUCGCAAUACAGGAACCCGGCCAUGUACAAGAAGAACAACCCCAACUCCCACGUUAUCUCGUCACCCGUCAAAAUCGCGCAUCAAACUUCGCUACAAGGCCGAGGAAGACAUCGGGAGGCAAAUUUGAGAUACUGGUGGAGACGGCUGGUGGUCAUGUACUCCCAGCUGCACCUUACAGUAAACUCGGAUAUCUUCCCCGCAUUGUCCGGGCUCGCGUCCCAGUUCGGACAGGCCACAGGCCAAACGGACGGGGAUUACGUCGCAGGAUGUUGGAAGUCGUCUCUCCUCGAAGACCUGUUGUGGAUCGUCGACCCCUCGGAGAAGAAGAAGGAAGGAGAACAGCCAGUAGACUACAGACAAAAGACGUGGCGAGCUCCAUCGUGGUCGUGGGCGUCUGUCUCUAGCCAGGUUCUGUAUCGACAGCACGACCCGUCGUGGCCCGAGGCUUUGGUAGAGACUUACGCGCACAUUAUUUCUACGAAGAUGGUGACGGCAGGGGCCAACCCCCUCGGAAGACUUGUUUCUGCGUCGCUUCAUGUAAGGGGACCUAUUCUAGUAGGAAAUCCCAACGAUUUCGACAAAGAUUUAGGCGUCGAGGUUGAAUACAGCGGUGACACAGCAGCACGGCUGACCGAUCUCGACGGUCUGCAAGCGUUUCUCUUGAUGGCGAAGUACAGGGAUUAUGAUCUCGAGCAUUCUGACACGGAGUCGACGGAUUGGUGCUUUCUCCAUUUGGAUCAGGCGGACUCAGCCGAGUUUCGGUACCGGAGAUUGGGAUUGUUGAUACUGUCGAGCGAACAACCAGUCGCGACACAAAAGGUGCCCAAUCUUGCGGAUGAAAGAAUGCACUCAUGUUUCAAGACACGUAAAAUCCAGGAUAUAGAACUGCUUUAGAGCCGAAUGCUAUCACUGCUACCUGACAUUUGGAACGGUGGAGGUUACACGUGUCUACAGUGUCAUCACUUGACAUUCUGCCAAACUACAGCAGGACAGCCCGGCUCAUUCCAAAUCGGCAAACGCUUGGGGCACAGAGUGACGAUCCAAAUAUAAGCCUGUAUGGACAAAACAGGGUCAAAUUUGUAUCAAAGGUCACCGGUGUGGCCCUGAGAACGCCGCCUGAUUACUACCGGUUGGGUUGGUCGCCGGCACCGGCGCUGGCACCAUAAUCAUGUGGCGAAAUCGCGGCAAUCAAGGGGGGAGGACCACUUGCGCGAUAGGGAGG
This is a messenger RNA of Phialemonium atrogriseum, 3046 nucleotides long. RefSeq names its product heterokaryon incompatibility protein-domain-containing protein. NCBI's taxonomy places the organism in Eukaryota, Fungi, Ascomycota, Sordariomycetes, Cephalothecales, Cephalothecaceae. The coding region runs from base 499 to 2718 and encodes 739 amino acids. The transcript is spliced from 2 exons. The record is from RefSeq and is a predicted model, not a curated record.